GUGCAUGUUGGCUAUUCUGUCAGAUGAUCAGUUUUUGAUCAGGUGACAUAUUUUGCUCGUUCUGAUAGGCAGAUUUUUGAACUAAAACACAACUUCUACAAUGGCUCUUCUGUCCGCUGUCAAGGGAAAACUGAUUUCCGUAAUUGGAGAUGAGGACACCUGUGUGGGAUUCCUGCUUGGAGGAAUUGGCGAAAUAAACAAGAACCGUCACCCCAACUUUAUGGUCGUCGAUAAGAACACGGCCGUCAGCGAAAUCGAGGACUGCUUCAAGCGCUUCAUCAAACGGGAUGACAUCGACAUCAUCCUGAUCAACCAGAACUACGCGGAAAUGAUCCGCCACGUGAUCGACGCCCACACUUCGCCGACUCCGGCGGUGCUGGAAAUUCCCUCCAAGGAUCACCCGUACGAUGCGAGCAAGGAUUCGAUCCUACGACGUGCCAAGGGCAUGUUCAGUCCCGAAGAUUUGGCUGUUAGCCGUGGUUAAAAAACUUUCCAAUUGCUGUUGUGUGUAGCAAAACUUUAAUUUUUCGUUGAUUUUGAUUCGUUUAUACUGCCGUUGGACGCAUAAUUGUCACAUGUGACAUUUCGACGUUUUUGAGUUUUUGAUGCCAAUCGUCAUAAUUUGAUACGUAUUAUUGAUAUUCUUUGUCGAAACAUGAAGUUUAUUCUAGAAAUUUAAAGAAAUUCAAAGUCAAUUUGUCACACUGGGAUAAAUGGACGCAUAACUGUCACACUGAGACGAUUGGACGCAUAUUUGUCACACUAAAGAAAUGAACGUAUUAUAACUUCGGAACGUCUAAAUAGAUUUUCACCAAACUUGGCACACGUGUCCUAGAUAGUCGGGAGGCGAUCACGGAGAUGUGAAGAGGGGGAAGGGUCACUGUUUUCGCGGAAACCCAGCAUGUGCAAGAAAAACUCUGCAAACUGCUUCGGGUCCGUUGCUGGCACUUGGGAGAAUGCAUGUAAACGUAACCAGCUUCACAACAUUAGUCAAAUUGUUAUUCUUCCAGCGCAGUGUGACAGUUCCACCGUAUUCACCAAUUGUCCAGGAUGGCCACAUCUAAUUGACGGUAGUUUUAGGAGACCUUUUUUUUUGGUUUGCUUUGAUUUUUUGAUUUCGACACACCUAGUAAAAUACCGGAGAUGUCUGUUUCUUCUUGUUUACAAACUAUUCCGCCAGAGUUACUUCAUCCGGAACUUGUCCCAAGACCGUAUUCACUGCAAACGGAUCGAUUGUCCUCUUCUGGUGACGCUUCUCUCGCGGUUGCGACGUUUUCAGCACGGCAGCUGACAUUAGUUGAAGAAAUGUUGCUUCUUGUAAAGUGAUUGAGCUGCCGCAAAUUGCUCCCCCGUGCCGUUUUAUUGAUCGAAUCCGUUAAAAACUUCAUGUUUGUCACCAGAGAGUGUAAAUUUUCAAAUAAUCCGUUUCAGACCUGAUUUUUUUUAAUUUAAGCUUCCAUUCACAAAUAAAACACAAGAGCCACACACGAUAUGCCAAACCUAACAACUACUGGGAAAAUGUUCGUGGUGUGACAAAUAUGCGUCCAUUUUUCGACUUUUCAUAGAAUUUCGCGGCAUAAAUGUCACACAACGAUUAUCAUUGAAAAUUCAGUUCAUUUUCGAAAAAUUUGAUCGAGGCUCAUAUGAUAGGAGUAUACUUUAGAGAUCCACGGCAUUGAAGUCAACAAAAAUUGCAAAACUGUGCGUUCACAGCAAAGUGUUUUUGUGAUACUUUAAUCGCGUUUUUCUCGCUUUGCCUUUUUGUAACAUGUGACAAUUAUGCUUCCAACGGCAGUAUACUUAUUGUAAUACAGUAUUUCAGAAAACUGAAAAAUAACGAGCUGAUGUUCUUUAUAUUCCACAUUCUUAAUCAGUGUAACCCGAGUGUAAUUCCUAUCAUUGGAUAGAAUCUGUGAAAACUAUUGGAGUCAAAAUAUAAUACAUAAUAGUCAGGCGAA
Molecule: messenger RNA, 1958 nt
Organism: Uranotaenia lowii
Lineage: Eukaryota; Metazoa; Arthropoda; Insecta; Diptera; Culicidae
Gene: Vha14-1
Product: V-type proton ATPase subunit F
Exons: 5
Coding region: 101-484 (127 amino acids)
Biological process (GO): proton transmembrane transport
Cellular component (GO): proton-transporting V-type ATPase, V1 domain; membrane
Molecular function (GO): proton-transporting ATPase activity, rotational mechanism
Source: RefSeq, a predicted model, not a curated record